This is a messenger RNA of Medicago truncatula (barrel medic), 1145 nucleotides long. RefSeq lists its product as uncharacterized. NCBI's taxonomy places the organism in Eukaryota, Viridiplantae, Streptophyta, Magnoliopsida, Fabales, Fabaceae. Gene Ontology annotation, molecular function: acyltransferase activity, transferring groups other than amino-acyl groups. The coding region runs from base 110 to 907 and encodes 265 amino acids. Gene Ontology annotation, cellular component: chloroplast. The transcript is spliced from 5 exons. The record is from RefSeq and is a predicted model, not a curated record.
AAAACUGAAUUCUCUUGUGUGUGUGUUGAUAGUUUCACCAAAUAGAAACAAAGACACUUAUCGAAAACAAGAACAAGAAGCAGAUGCAGCCACGAACACAACAACAAAAAUGACAAUCCUUUCUUCACUCUGUUCUUUUCCUCCAAUUCAUUCAUCUUAUCCAUUUCCAAAUUCUGCAUUAACAUGUUCAAUUUCUAACCUUAGAACUCAAAUCCAAUCCUAUGCUUGUUCCACAAACAUUUGCACCCAAAAAAUCGACACCUCUUUGAUCACAAUCGCUGAAUCUUUCUACGAUGAUGAAUUCUGGGCUGCUUCCUCUCUUCGUGUUCGUUCCUUCAACCAAUUUCGUCCAGACACUUUCGGACUCCAAGAUCAUGCUAAGUACUUGGCUGAACGUGAGUUUGAAGCACUUAAGGAGCGUGUUUCAGGGAAAAAUAAGGCCUUUAGAAGAGUUUCUUGCAUAAAUGCUUCUCUUCCUAUGUCACAUUUAUCUAGCCUCUACGAUGAUUUAUGUUCUUCAUGUAAGUAUUCUGCUAGUGGAGAAGACAGGGUUGUAGUUGGUUCUCUUGAUCUUAAUCAGUGCUUGAGUCUUCCUGAUGAAAUUGUAGGAAUGAAGCCAGAGGUUAGUGGAGCUGAUACUACAAGGGCGUACCUUAGUAAUGUAUGUGUUGCUAGAGAGUUGCACAGAAAUGGGUUGGCAUAUGAACUUCUUGAAAAGUCAAAGUCAGUUGCUCGUAAUUGGGGCAUAACAGAUUUGUACGUCCAUGUUGCCGUUGACAAUGAACCAGCAAAGAAAUUGUACAUGAAGAGUGGGUUUGUUUAUGAGAGUGAUGAACCUGCAUGGCAGGCAAGGUUUCUUGAUCGAUCACGAAGACUUCUGCUAUGGAUGGGUCUUUCAAUUACCUAAUUUGAUGGUGUUGUGGUGUCGGGUAUCCUGUGUGACUGUGUUAAUAUGGCUCUAUCUAUUCGUUUGAAGUUAUUUUCAAAACAUUUCCAUGUUGCCUCGUUAGUUUUCCUUCAUUUCAUUCAUAAGCCAUAAGUAAAUCUGGCGGCUGACAAUUAAAGAUCCAUUGUAAGAAAUGAAUUAUGAAAUACACAGUUGCUUUCCCUCGAUGAUUAUUUUUACAAAAAAUAAUAGUAACCAU